Molecule: messenger RNA, 1235 nt
Organism: Chara braunii
Lineage: Eukaryota; Viridiplantae; Streptophyta; Charophyceae; Charales; Characeae
Source: the annotation of a GenBank genome assembly
GUUUGUGUUUGGUGUGACGUCUGCUCUUCCUCUUAUUACGACGGCCGUAUCGAUCCUGGUUCAGGAGAAAAAGGUUCCCGGUGUGUCGCGUUCAGCCAGUGGAUUACCGUUCACCAUUGAUGAUGCAGCAUUCAGGAUUGGAACCGGAUCGAAGGGCGGGUACGGCUCAGGGCUUUGGAAAAAGGCAAAGGGCCAAACGAGGGAGCUCGUUGAUGCGAUUCGCAAGCCAUCGAUUUUCCUUCCCACACUGUUUAUUUUCUGCUGGCAAGCAACACCCUCAUCGGAUACAGCUAUGUUCUACUUUAUAACAAACAAGCUUGGCUUCCAGGCAGAGUUCCUUGGUCGAGUGAGGCUGGUGACGUCAGUCGCGUCGCUUGCGGGUGUGGCUGUCUACAACACGUGGCUGAAGAGUUUGCCGCUUGGAAAAGUUUUCCUGUGGACGACGAUCAUUGGCACCCUCUUGGGACUAACACAGCUUCUCCUGGUGACAGGAGUCAAUCGCACUCUUGGGAUCAGUGACGAGUGGUUUGCUGUGGGCGACUCACUCAUACUUGCGGUCCUUGGACAGAUCUCAUUCAUGCCGAUUCUAGUUCUUGCAGCAAGGGUAUGCCCAGAGGGCAUAGAGGCGACACUGUUCGCAACGUUGAUGUCCAUAUCAAAUGGGGCCGGCCUCACAGGCAAUGUCUUGGGCGGAGCUGUGACUCGCCUUCUUGGCGUGACUGGCACAGAUUUCACAAAUCUGGCUUGGCUAGUUUUGUUCACCAACCUGUCCUCCCUGUUGCCAUUGCCGCUUCUGUCGAUCUUGCCGCCGAGCGAUUCCAGGGACGCUGUUGAUGGGAAAAAAAGUGGUCUACUGAAGUCUGGCCUCGGUGGCCACAUCGGCAGUGCGGGUAAGAUCCAGGACGUAGACAACAAUCCAACGGUCGUGAAUACUGGCAACGGGUCCUGGGAUAUAGAAUCUCGAAAGGAUGGGAAAAAGGAGUGAGGACGUACGUGCGCUAAGGCCUUUUCUGACCGACAUCUAGACGUCAUCGCCGCCGCACACCUACAUCCAGGACUCCCAUGAUUGCAGAGUCGGAGACAUCCUGGAGAGCCCCGCUGCAAGUACGCAUGGGUGGAGCCUAUAGUGCUGUCUGCCACGUCAUGCUGUUAUGUUAUGUUAAUUAAAUCUGCGCUACAGGGCUUAGUACCACUGGACUCCCUCAAAAGACUUGACUACCGAUUGUGACCAUCUU